AUGUCUUCCGCCGACUCCUCUAUGUCCUGCAACACCACCACUCCUACUCCUAAUCCUGUGCCGCCUCCUGGACUACCCCCUGCUGCCAACAGUGGUGCAUCUGUGCCGCCACCUGGCACCAGCGGCUCCUUUGGUGGUGCUCCCCAAGCUCCUCCUGCCGGCGACGUGCCUGGCAACGGCAGCGGUGGCUUCAUCGUGUACCCGCCGCAACCACUCGCUAUCCACCCCUACGCCACCGUCUCCAUCAAGUCUCACGUCCCCGUGGCGCUGAUGAUGAAGUCCAAUGCCUACUCUAGAUGCGCUUCCUUCUUGAAGUCCAUGUACAGCAAGUUUAGCCUCAAGUCUCACAUCGAUGGCACGGUGGCACCCUAUCCCUAA
Setaria italica (foxtail millet) is the source of this 378-nucleotide messenger RNA. Its product is annotated as wiskott-Aldrich syndrome protein family member 2-like. The transcript has a single exon. The record is from RefSeq and is a predicted model, not a curated record. Bases 1 to 378 code for a protein of 125 amino acids. Lineage: Eukaryota; Viridiplantae; Streptophyta; Magnoliopsida; Poales; Poaceae.